Molecule: messenger RNA, 1505 nt
Organism: Cynoglossus semilaevis (tongue sole)
Lineage: Eukaryota; Metazoa; Chordata; Actinopteri; Pleuronectiformes; Cynoglossidae
Product: protocadherin gamma-C3-like
Biological process (GO): homophilic cell-cell adhesion
Cellular component (GO): plasma membrane
Molecular function (GO): calcium ion binding
Source: RefSeq, a predicted model, not a curated record
CAGACUCUAAAGAAAAGUCCCUCUGAUUUUGCAGAGAUAUUUGGAGAAUGUGAUGCUUCUCCUGAGGUAAGAAUAGAUGUCAUUUACUGAGUUUUCUUUAUUUGCAUUUACAAGCUGCAUUUUAACAGUAAUUUAUCUGCCUCAGCAUCAUCUUUUCACAUUUAUGUCUUUUAUUGUUGUUGGGGUUUUUUUGUUUGCUUCUUUAUUCUCAUUUAUUUAUUUCAUCCUCCUGUCCUUUUUGCUCCCUUUGUUUUUGUUUUUGUUCCUUUCCUUUUCUAUAUUAUCUUUUCAAUCGUUCUUGUUUCCUCCCCUCUUCAACCUUCUGCUUGUCUUCUUUUUAAAUCCAAUGGAAUACAUUUAAAUUAAAUCACGAAUCAAAGUUGUUUUUUUUUUUUUUGUUUUUGUUUUUUUGCAGUUGGCUAUAAUCUGUCUUCAGUAGUUAGCUUGUUAAGAUAUCUGUACAGACAAUUUUUCAUUUUCUGAAAAAAACAAGUGAGGUACUACAGCCAUAGUUUUAGUUUAUAUAUUGAAUAUCAUUAUCUUCUCGUGUCUUUCUGAAACACUGCGUUGGUUUUAUUUGGACUUGUGACCACGUGCUGUGGCAGUAUUUUUCCCUGUGCGAGCUUUUUAUUAUUCAUAACUGAAAAUGAUUUCACAUAUUUGUUUUAUAUUUAUAUAUAUACAUAUAUAUAUAUACAUAUAUACUCAAAUGGCAUUUUUUAAAUUGACUGAAAACGGGAAGAUUGUACGCACACUGUUGUUUCACUUUUUUUCCUCAAGGCGUCGCUAUGCGCUUAUAUACGUAUUCCACUCCACCCUCAAACGUGUGGACGAGUAGAUUGUCCGUCAGUGCAUUUGCUAACAGAGAUAUUAGAAGAACCUAACAGCAAACAUAACCGGUAUAUUUUGCUGCAUUAUCGAUCUGUUGAGGGAUUCGAACGGUUGGCGUUUUGUUUUUCAAACUCAUAAUGAUGAGCCACAGGAUCUUUGUGGUUUUGUUCUUAUUUUCUCAAUCUGUGACUGGGGACGUGUCUUAUUCGAUUCCAGAGGAAAUGAGACCCGGAUCUCACAUUGGAAAUAUUGCAAAGGAUCUUAACCUGGACCUGAACAGUCUGCCUUCCAGAAAUGCCCGCAUUGAUGCCACGGGGAAUCGAAAACGCUACUGUGACAUUAACGUGAAUACCGGGGAUUUGGUUGUUGCGGAGAGAAUUGACAGAGAGGGGCUUUGUGGAGAAAAAAUGUCGUGCGUGAUUAAACGCGACCUGGUGCUGGAGAAUCCUCUGGAGCUGCAACCAUUCAGUCUUCACAUCCAAGAUGUUAAUGAUAAUUCACCACAGUUUAAUGACGAAAUUGUGAAUAUAGAAAUUCGGGAGUCAGCAGUGAGAGGGGCUCGUUUUGUGAUAGAAGGCCACGAUGCGGAUGUAGGGCGGAACUCAGUUCAACAGUACAGUCUGAAGAAGAAUGAUAAUUUUGUUUUGGCUGUUGAUGGAAACACAAUAGAGCUC